GCUCCGAGCUCACCAAGCCUGCGACCGGUUCAAGGCGUAUGGAGCGACAGCACAUAUAAGAAAAAUAUGAAGCAGCAGCCUGAAGCCUGAGCGAUGAAACUCAGCAGCCCCAACCCAACUCCACUUAACUCAGCCUCACCGAACCUGAUCUGAGACACUCAGCAACCUGAACUUGCUACAGCUCUCUGAUAUGGAAUCCUCUUCAAUUCCAGCUAGAAGGCUGUGUCAGCCACUUCACAGAUUCGGUCAAAAGCUGGUACGCAGACGAAUGCUAGAGAAAGAAGUGACUAAGACUGCCACUGACAGAAGCCUGAGCACUCUUGAUUUAGUGGCCCUGGGUGUGGGCCGCACAGUGGGUGUAGGUGUGUAUAUCCUGGUUGGUGAGGUGGCCGGUAAUCAAACAGGACCAUCCAUUGUGAUCUGCUUUUUGGUGGCUGGCCUAAUUUCAUGGUUGGCUGGACUGUGCUAUGCAGAGCUUAGUGUCUGGAUUCCCCUUUCUGGCUCUGCAUAUCUCUAUGCCUAUGUCACUGUAGGUGAAAUAUGGGCCUUCAUCACUGGCUGGAACCUCAUCUUCUCCUAUAUUGCUGAUACAGCCAAUAUUUUCUUGGCCUGGAUUUUAGCUUUUGACAUGUUUGGGUACCAGAUCUCUCAGGCCAUUAGUGAAGACAUCUUAUUGCAUUUUCCCCAGGUGCUUGUAAAGAAUCUAGGCUUCUUUAUUGGGGUUCCUGUGAUUUUGUUCAUUCUAUGCCUGACUUUGAGGUUUAGGGAUUUGAUGCUGUUAACCAAAGUGGUCACAUUGGUGAGACUUUUGAUUCUCAGUUUUGUCAUCAUCUCUGGCUUCAUUAAGGGGGACCUGCACAACUGGAAGCUCACAGAAGAAGACUACAGAAAAGAUGAACUCAAUGGCACUUCUAGCUUGGGCCCUCUGGGCUCUGGAGGAUUUGUGCCUUUUGGCUUUCCUGGGAUUCUCCAUGGAUCAGCUACCUGUUUCUAUGCAUUUAUAGGUUUCAAUAACAUUGUUAUUGAAGUUGAAAAAGCCCAGAACCACCAGCGUUCCAUCCUCAUAGGCAUUGUGAUGUCACUGCUCAUCUGUGUUUUGGUGUAUUUUGGUGUCUCUGCAGCCCUUACACUUAUGGUUCCUUACUACCAGAUUCAACCUGGGAGCACCUUGCCUGAGGCUUUUCUCCAUAUUGGCUGGGCCCCUGCCUACUAUGCUGUAGCUUUGGUAUUCCCCUGUAGUCUUUCUCUCAGACCCUUGGGUUAUAUGUCCUCCAAAGUUCAGUUGAUAUAUGUGAUGGCAAAGGAUGGCCUCCUGUUCCCUGUCUGUGCCAAAAUCCAUAUUGCCGCCUAUAUGCUCAUCACUGUGAUCCUUGGCAUUAUUGCAGCAAUGAUAGCAUUCUUCUUCAGACUUGAUGGUUUUCUGCACUUCGUGUCAGUUGGGACCCUGCUAGUUUACUCCGUGAUGGCUUUUUGUGUUCUCAUUGUCAGGUAUCAGCCUGAGAGGAAGAAGGGGGAAAAUGAAGUGCAGAUGCAGGAGUUUGGGGGAAAUCAAACACAGGGGCAGGAGGAGACUGCACCUGCAGCAGAGAAGCUGACUCUACAAAAACUCUUUUAGAGCAGCCCCACCCCCACUCCACUCUCUGGCUGGGUUGUCUAUGUUUGCUCCUCACUGCUUGUUCUGCUGCUGACUCUCCUCUGCCUGGUGCUGGUCCACUGGCCAAGUCUACUUUCUGGAGACCCAGUGCCAAUCACAGUGGUUGUGCUGCUCCUGGUGCUCAUCACUGGGAUCACUGGAGUCAUCUGGAGACAGCCACAGAGCUGCACUCCCCUGCCCUUUAAGGUCCCUGGUGUGCCUCUCUUUCCACUCCUGAGCAUCUUUGUGAAUGUUUUCCUUAUGAUGCAGAUGUCAGCUGCCACCUGGGCCACAUUUGGUGUCUGGAUGUUGAUUGGGAUUGUUAUCUACUUCACGUAUGGAAUCCAGCACAGCUGGUUGCAAAGCCCCACUGAAGUAAGGGCCCAAACUCUAGACUCUGAACUCAGCAGUGCCAAUACAUGUUUGAUUUGACAUCAUUACCCCAAAUGCUGUCUGGUCCUCUGCACAAUAACAGAGAGUACUCCUGAGCACAUGUAAAGCUAUGCCUCCCAUGACAUGUUGGUGGGAGAAUGCUAAUAGAGCUCUGUAUUCAUUGUGUAUGAAGGAUGUGUCUUUAAUCUCCCCCCCCUUUUUUUCUUUCUCCUUUCAGUUGUGUCUGUAGCUGUUU
Neogale vison (American mink) is the source of this 2261-nucleotide messenger RNA. RefSeq names its product cationic amino acid transporter 3-like. Gene Ontology annotation, cellular component: plasma membrane. The record is from RefSeq and is a predicted model, not a curated record. Gene Ontology annotation, biological process: transmembrane transport; amino acid transport. Gene Ontology annotation, molecular function: amino acid transmembrane transporter activity. NCBI's taxonomy places the organism in Eukaryota, Metazoa, Chordata, Mammalia, Carnivora, Mustelidae.